AUGCGGCACCGACAAUCCAACCCGAAGUCCAAUAGCAACCAACCCGUUCCAGAUCUCAUUCAGCGCGACGUCCUUAGCUCCUCGGAGCAGGAUAAGGUCCUCGUCUACUUUGCCAAUAGCCUCCGGACGAGUGCGAUGCUGUUGCGGGUUUUGGCCUGCCUGCACUCUUUCUUGGCUUUCGUCUACACCGGCUUCCUCUUCUCCGGCACCGUCUUCGCCUCCACGGCGUUGGGGCCGGAGGAGCGGGAAAGACUAAGCCGCCUUCUCAAUGUCACUACCCUGAUGAAAGCGACCCCUCCGUCCAUCGCAACGGGAAAUUCAAACGCUCCUCAUCCCUCUCGUUUGGAUCAACAGACCGCCCUGCAAGGGUUAAUCAACGGGGUGACGACGUCGUGGGGGUCGAUGACAAUCCCGUUAAGCGUCUUCUGCACCCUGAUCUCGAUUUUUCUCCUCCUCCUCGGGGGGUAUGGGUGUUGGAAGGCGUGCUUGGCGCUGCGCGUGAGCACGGAGGAGCUUCUGCGGAUGGCGCCAGGGAACCCGCACGAGGAGGUGAGAGUUGAUGCCUCGAAAGUUCCGCGACCUUGGGGGGGGGCGGGGCGUCGUUCCUGGAAUCCUAAGAGCCCGUAUUUCCAGUACGGCAUUUCCAUUUGUGCGUCCAUCCAGGCUCUGGUAUGGGCGUUUGCUAUGAUGAAAGCAAACCACGCGACAAGGGAGCUGUACGGUAGAAUCGAUCCAUCUCUCGCGCCAAAGCUGUGGUUUGGUAUUGCGGGUAGUUUUACGGAAAUUAUUACUGUUUUUUGGCAACCUUUGUUUCAUUGGUUCAUAGGCUCCAUGAUUCAGUCCAUGUUUACUACGCGGGAGGACCUAUUUUCCUUGUCUAAGGCACGGUAUGUUUUUGAAAAGCUGUGA
Phytomonas sp. EM1 is the source of this 909-nucleotide messenger RNA. The record is from the annotation of a GenBank genome assembly. NCBI's taxonomy places the organism in Eukaryota, Euglenozoa, Kinetoplastea, Trypanosomatida, Trypanosomatidae.